Molecule: messenger RNA, 2356 nt
Organism: Acanthoscelides obtectus
Lineage: Eukaryota; Metazoa; Arthropoda; Insecta; Coleoptera; Chrysomelidae
Source: the annotation of a GenBank genome assembly
GUCUACCGCUCUCUUAAAACUCACAUCUCUAUCAAAAAGCUAACCUCACUCUUUCUGUCAUCGUUCGCGUGUCUCUAGCGUGGUGUUUUGUGGUUGUCAACGGAACGGAAGCCAUUUCAUACAGUACUUCAUCCGCAAAUUUACACGUGCUUUGCUAACAGAAAAAGAAAUAGAGAUGACUGACGUCGAACCGAAAACGCCAAAUAAUAAGAGGAAAAACUCAUUUGGCAACAAAAACUCUGCCAAAAAACAUGGCAAUGCCAAUACGCCGCAGAAAAAUCAGAAAGUAAAUACACCUUUUAAUAAUAAAAAAUCCCCUAAGGGUCAGCAAAAUACCCCACAACUACAGAAAGGAAAAGGUCAGCAGAAUACCCCCCAUCAACAAAAGGCAAAUAACACGCCUCAAAAACAAAAAACGCCUAAGUCCGAGAAUCUCCUCAAUGGCAAUGCAAAGGUUGCCCAGAAGCAAAAUGAGGCUACACCUAAUAAGAAGGUAAAACCUUUCCCUGGUACGGGGAAUUUGCAGACUCUGAAAAUCAAAAAAGAAAAGUCGGACUCUGAUAUGGAGACUGGAACGGUAAAUUUUACGUCUAAGAAAAUUAAAAAAGAAAAGGAAGAUAGCUCUAGCCCUAAUAAACAAACAGGAGAAGAGAAGACGAAAGUUAAACAUCAAAAGAUCAAGAAAGAAAAAGGUGAACGUAAAGAAGGAAAAGAGGGUAAGAAACGUAGAGCUGUAUAUGCACAAUUAAAGGACAAAGUUAGACAAGGUGAUGCAGAGGCACUUGCAUCUAUUAGAGAAAAGAUCCAAGGAUUUGCAGAGCGCCAACAGAAAGGAGACCUCUCUAAAACUGCAAAGAGGAAGUUGAGUAUAUUGCAGAGGUUACAAAGAGCUUUAGAAGAAAAAGUUGAUCCCGCAGCAGCAGCAGCAGCAAAGAAGAAGAAUGUUGUAGCUAAACAAACUAACAAACCAGCCCAAAAUCAAGCACCUGCAAAUAAAAAACAACCAAAAAAUAAACAGCAGAAUAAAAGUGCACCUCCUAAUAAAAAAUCAAAAUUGAUGGUUAAGGAAGAGUCUGAUGAGGAAGAUGAAGACGAAUCUGACGAUGAGGAUGCUGAGGCAGAAGAAGAUAGUGAUGAAGGUUCAGAUGAAGAAGGUGAAGGUUCAGACGAGGAAGAUGAUGAUGACGAAGAGGAAGAUGAUGAAUCAGAAGAAGAUACCCCCCAACCACCACCCAAGAAAGAAGUCACAAGUAAAUCAAAGAACACAGUAAAAGACAGUAAUCUACCAAAAAAAGAAAUCAAAAUUGAUGAUUUGAAAAAGAAAGAUCUUCUACCGCCAAAACAAUCUGUAAAAAAUAAGACAAGGUAUGUUGUAUUCGUCGGUAAUAUACCUUACGACUUGAAAAAGGAGGAUAUAGUAGAACACUUCCAAACAUGUGGAGAAAUAAGGCAUAUUCGAAUUCCUACUGAAAAAAAGAGCAACAAACCUAGAGGAUUCUGCUAUGUAGAGGUUGCUGAUGAGGAAUCUUACCAGGUAAGUUAUUCAGAGAUUAAAACCUAUAUCUCUUUGCCUCGCUGUUUUAUCGUGAGCCACAGUUUUUUAGAAGUUUUGUACUUUUCAUAACAACAGCAAAAUAGCUAUUUUUUCCCUGUUGAUCAAAUAUUUCUCCAGAUUCAAAACUCGAUGUGAUUGAAUUCUGAAAUUCUCUUUGACGUCUGACAGCAUCAUUUUUGAUUAAACAAAAAAUGCCUUUCCAAGCAUCAUUCCUUCAUGAAGGGUCGUAGAAUAAAUGUCCAAUAUACACAUGGUGGUAAGAAGAAAGGUGAAAAUGAAAAGAAAGUGGUUAAAGCAAAGAACCUUAAAUUGCAAGCUUUGCGAAAAUCAGGAAAAUUAUCAGGUAGCAUAAAGGAAAGUCAAAAGAGGUCUUUUAGAAGAAAUAAGCAUAAGCAAAUGUCUGAGAAGAAAGAUGAAUAGAAAUCUUCAUGGCAGGAGGUAUUUUAGUGAAAAUAGUGCUGUUUAUAGUCGUCACCUACUUGCAAUGGACUUGUUAUAAUUGCUAUUGCUGUUUUACUUGCAAAACGGCAACAGAGUAGGUGAUCACGUUGUAUUGCAGUACUGUAACAGACCCAUAUUAAGGUUUAGAUACCUAUGUGCCUCUCUUCUGGGAUUAGAGGACGACAUUAAUGUGUUUUGACAUGCUUUUAUUCUUUAAUGGUUAUAUUGUAAUACUCAUAUAAUCAUUGUAUUUGGUGUAAAUUGCAACCAUUGUUAUGCACAAAGAUUAUGAAUUAUGAUGUUUUACUAUUAAGACUAACAUUUGAGUCGAUUAAAUAAACAUGUUUAUUUGGUAAAAUA